Molecule: messenger RNA, 3135 nt
Organism: Neomonachus schauinslandi (Hawaiian monk seal)
Lineage: Eukaryota; Metazoa; Chordata; Mammalia; Carnivora; Phocidae
Gene: C15H17orf75
Product: chromosome 15 C17orf75 homolog
Exons: 10
Coding region: 24-1214 (396 amino acids)
Cellular component (GO): trans-Golgi network
Source: RefSeq, a predicted model, not a curated record
GCCGCUCGGAGGCCGGCGCCGCGAUGCUCCCCUCCUUGCAGGAAUCUCUGGAUGGGGAUGAAAAGGAGCUAGAGAGCAGCGAGGAGGGAGGCUCCGCGGAGGAGCAGAGACUCGAGCCGCCACCCAGCAGCCACUACUGUCUCUACAGCUACCGCGGAAGCAGAUUGGCACAACAGCGAGGGGACAGUGAUGAUGGAAGCCCAAGCGGCAUAAAUGCAGAAACGCCCUCUGGUGAUGAUUUCAGCCUCUCCUUGGUGGGUACUAAUCUGCCAUCGGAAGUGGAGCCAGACCUGCGUGGUUUCAUUGCUAAGCGUCUUGCUAAGGGAGCAGUAUUUGAAGGGCUGGGUAAUGUUGCAUCUGUGGAGCUGAGGAUUCCAGAAUCCCGGGUCGGUUGUUAUUACUGUCUUUUCCAACAAGAAAAACUGCUUCCUGAAGCAGCAACAGUGGACUCUGAACAUAACGCUUCAGAGUAUGUGGUCUGUUUUUUAGGAGGGUCUGAAAAAGGACUUGAGCUUUUCAGGCUUGAAUUGGACAAGUAUAUUCAAGGGCUGAAAAAUAACAUGAGCUGUGAGGAAAGGGGCCUAGAGAACCACAUAAAAUCCUACCUGAGCAGCUGGUUUGAGGAUGUUGUAUGCCCAAUCCAAAGGGUGGUUCUUCUCUUUCAGGAGAAGCUUACCUUUCUGCUACAUGCUGCUCUGAGUUAUACUCCUGUUGAAGUUAAAGAAUCAGAUGAAAAAACAAAGAGAGACAUUAACAGGUUUCUGAGUGUGGCCAGUCUUCAAGGCCUUAUUCACGAAGGCACCAUGACGUCCUUGUGCAUGGCCAUGACCGAGGAGCCACAUAAAUCUGUGGUCAUCGAUUGCAGCGGCUCCCAGCCUCAGUUCUACAAUGCAGGAAGCAACCGGUUUUGUGAGGACUGGAUGCAGGCUUUUUUGAACGGCACUGAAGGAGGUAACCCUUUUCUUUUUCGACAAGUACUGGAGAACUUUAAACUAAAGGCCAUACAAGACACAAAUAAUUUGAAGAGAUUUAUCCGACAGGCAGAAAUGAAUCAUUACGCUUUGUUUAAAUGUUACAUGUUCCUGAAGAACUGUGGUAGUGGAGAUAUCCUUUUGAAGAUUGUUAAAGUGGAACACGAAGAAAUGCCUGAAGCCAAAAACGUGGUGGCUGUCCUUGAAGAAUUUAUGAAAGAAGCUCUUGUCCAAAGUUUUUGAUCACAUGUUUUGAGAUCAUUGUGUUGUCAAGUUGUACAUAUCAGCCUUGGUGUUUGAAACUGCGGUUGUUGUAAUUGUCAUAGGAUUGCUACUGAAGAUUAUUUCAGACACAUUCUAGAUUUCUUCAUUUCGUACUUUUAAAAUUUAACUUACUUAGACCUAAAAAUCCAAGGACCAUUUUCACUGAGUCUUAGAUGUGCGUUAGAGUCGUGGAAUUUUAGGACGCUGCUGGCCCCAUAAAUUCUAGGCCUCGGGGGGUUGAUGCUCAAAAAUCUUGAAAGGUCAUUUUGUGGCUUCUCUGAGGAGUUGGCUGUGGUAUUUAGCAAUUUUUCCUCCCAGAAAAAUUGUGAUACUCCUUUCUCAAUGUACUAUAGCUUCUUUAAAAAAAAAAAGUCCUCCUAGUCUCAGGACAGAUAGCGCUGCGACACCAUUUCAGAGACAGAUCUGUGCAUUCUGUGGGUGCUUGGAUAGAUUUUUUUUGUUUGAUUAUGGCAUGGAUGACAAAGUUAAGUCAGUACACAAAUCAUGACUGUUUAAGAAAUUAAAUGAGCUUUAAAAAUAGAUACACUAGCUUCAAGACAAAACAUCAUCUCUGACAGAAAGCUACUGCAGAAGUGGCCGCCAGCCCCUUUCUUCAUUCAUUUGUUCACAGGUACCUGCCAAGAGCCUGUAUUUUCUUUUCUGUUUUUCUGUUGAAAAUGCUGGAGUUUUCCAACAGUGUUAAAAAAGAAGCAAAGUACACAAAUUCUACAAGCAAACUGUAACAUAAAGAAUGCAAACAGAUUCUUCAUAUCAGAGUUACUUAUUGAUUUUAGUUUUUUGUAUAUUUGUUAUAAGCCUCAUAUUGUUUUACUCCAAAUCAGUUGAAAAUGGAGCCAUUUAUAAUUCCCAUGGAAGCCAAUUGUAGCUACCCACAUGACGGCAGUUUGUUCUGCAAAGCUCUUUAACAAAUCCAUUUAAUAAUGAUUUUUGGUUAGAAGAUCAGAAGUCUUAUUCUCACUGCCUUCAGGAUGCUCAGAGGAACACAAGCCCAUAAAAAUCCUCUCCUAAACUCAUACAUAAGUUCUGAGUUUUAACUUUGAAAAUGACUGACAAUGGCCUGAUGCUUUCUCUUCUACAGAAGUCUGGGGACAUGACUCACCAAGCCAUUUCUUUUCCUUUAAUGAGAAAUACAAUUCAGCUGUACUCUCAAGAUCUUCAUAAAGGCUCUCAUAUGGUUUUAAAUUUUAAUAACUUGGAUUGUAGGCAAUGUAGAAAACAAAAUCCAAAUAGCAUUUUUUAUAGCAUUAAAUUCAGGAUGACCAUGGGAAAUAAGCAAUUCGAAGGCUUAUUGAACCUGCCCUUGAACCUGGCUUUUUCUAAUGUACUUGGUUACUCAUUUAGAAAUCAAUUUUUUUAAUAGACAACAUUAGGACACCAACACUUGGAGUCUAAAAAACAUAUUUUUCGUUUUCAGAUUCAUGUAUCAUUCAACAGUCCAUGAUGUAAAUGGCAUUUUAAAGUAAAUGUAUUACCUGCUUCAAGCCAUUUAUGGAUAUAGUCAAGGUAUAGUUAGCUAUUCCUUAUGUGUACUUCUACAUAUAUAUUGUGUGAUGCAGGGUCACUACAGUACACAGUUGUGUGCCAUACUGUCUUAUUUUACAAGCCUAUGACAAACUAUCACUAUUCUAGGCAAGGAAAAUGGUGACAUGGAAUCAAGUAUCUUGUUGGCCAUGAGAAGAAACCCAAAGAGCUCAUGACCAGAAACAUGUACUGUAUUCAAAUUUUAAUAAGCUAAUGUAUUCGUUUUUAAAGUUUUAAAAAGGAUUUGUUCACGUGUGGAAUACAUUUAUGUAUUGCUUGUGUGCUCUACAGAGGAAAUAUAUGUUUGUCAUGUAUCAAAAAUGGCCUGUUUAAUUGUAAUUAUAUUUGUAAUAAUAAU